Messenger RNA from Fusarium redolens, 1583 nucleotides. RefSeq lists its product as uncharacterized. Gene Ontology annotation, molecular function: glycosyltransferase activity. NCBI's taxonomy places the organism in Eukaryota, Fungi, Ascomycota, Sordariomycetes, Hypocreales, Nectriaceae. The transcript has a single exon. The record is from RefSeq and is a predicted model, not a curated record. Bases 257 to 1516 code for a protein of 419 amino acids.
AACCAAUCAGGAGUGCCAAGAAAUGAUUCAUCUUGGAAUUUUCCAUUUCUGGUUAGCUCAGAUCGCCAAUCUGAAGCCAACCGACCAAUUAUAUUUCUCCUUCAGAAUCUCUCAACCGCAGCUCGAGAGUCAUACAUAAUGAGACUAUCCUCGAAAAAGAAGUCGACUCAUCUCGAUUCACCAACUCCAGCAUUAUAACAACUGCAUCAAGCCCGCCAUUCUCUUCAACUUGUUCAUCAUUCACCUCAAUUUUCUCAUGAGCCUAACAUCCACUCUCACAACUUCAACAUCUACAAUAUCUACAACAAUGAGGAAAUUCACAAUCCCCAAGUGCGCUACAGGUCUGCGCGAAAUCGACCCUUCGCUCCUUGAUCUCCGCUCAGACUCGGAAAUCAUCGCUCAACUCCAAACAUACCAACCCAUCACCUCUGAGAAAAAUGUCUUUGCAGUCUGGGAUAAAGGCUUCGACGCAAUGUAUCCCAGCCAUCAGCAGACAAUCCUCAACUGGGUCCGUCGCCUCGGUCCUUCAUGGACUGUUCGUCUAGUAGACUUCGUCGAGGACUCACCAAAUAAUAUCUACAACUAUGUCGACAGAGAGUGGUUUCCCGAAUCUUUCAUCAACAAGACAAUGGAUGGAGAGCACGCCCCUCAACAUGCUGCUGAUCUUGCUCGUCUGCCUCUUAUUUACGAGCAUGGCGGCGUAUGGAUGGAUGUUAGCAAUCUGCUUCAUAUCAAUCUUGAUACGCUUUUCUGGGAUCAUAUUUCAUCGCCUGAUACGCCGUAUGAAAUGACUGCAUGGAUAAUAACAGGCCAAAUCAGAGCCAAAUGGGGCGACUUUGGCAAUUUCAUGUUCGCUGCUCGCAAGAACUGUGAGUUCAUCAAGAACUGGCACGAAGGGUACAAAGAGCUCUGGAAGGGACGAACAAACGUUGAUGGGUUUCACAAACAUCCUCUCAUUACUGAGAUCGGUCUCGCUGAGGGUAUGGCGAAUCCUGAGGAUGAGAAUCAGAUCUACUUCAUGACAGACUAUGUCUCACAGAUGGUCAUCGGAGAUCGCACUCGCAACCUCGUCGAUGUUACCACCGGCUGGAACGGACGCGAAUUCUGGGAGAACAAGGUCUUUAUGGUAGAAGGCAUCGAAAACGGUAUUCUUGGUGCUCUCAAGACCAACCUAGACGGUCAGAAGCAAGCCGACUAUUUCCUUACGCCCCUUGACGAGCCUAAUCUCGACAAGAGAAGCGAAGCCGAAGCUUUCAUGGUGGAAAUGCUCGAAAAGAGUCACAUGUACAAGAUGUAUCACAACUCGAUGGGUGCUCGUCCAGCUCUGGGCGAUCUCGUCAAGAAGAAGGAGAGUCACGAUAUUACAUACCGUCCGGGGACUUUUGGGGAGUUGUACCGUUAUGGAACGGCACACUGGGAACCGACUAGGGAGGUCGUGAGAUUGACACCACAGAGGAAUGGGGAUGAGUUGAUAUACGGUACCCCUACGAAGACGGCUGCUCAGGUUAAGAAUUAGAGGGUUAUAGAGAGGAAUAGAGGAAUAGACACUUAUGGGUUAGAUAUGGCGCAUUAGAUAAUGAAAC